AUUCAGGCCCUUUGCAGCGACGGCACCGAAAAACCGGUGACUGCCACGAUGUUCCCUCCGUUCGAUCCAAGCAUCCGCAAUUACCAGGUCUCACUAAAUGCAGACGAGGUGCAUAGCUGGUGCUCAGAUGCCGAGACGGAAGCAGUCUUGAGGAUUGCCGUCACGGCCGACGCCUCCAGUAGCUUUGCCAGCGUCACGGCGCCCGAGGUGCAGAGCAUGGUCCAACAGCUGAUGGAUGCGAACGGUCUGUUGCCCACGGGGGUCGCCACCUCCACGACUCUGCAGGUUGCAGUCACAGUGGACCCUGCAAACUCCGGAACCAGUUCACCGGUGCCUUACACGAUCACCUUCGUCCUAGGCACCUUGGAUCUGCGCAUCGAAACCAGCACCCUGCAAUCGUUGAUUUCCUUCGAUGAGACGAAUAGCGCCAGCUUUAGCAUCUCUGUGCCAAGCACUUUGGCAGCAGAGUCUGUCGGUUUGCGCUUGGGACCUUACCAACAGGCCCUGACAUUGGUGAGUUCCGAAGCCGUGGCAGACAGUGUUCCGCCCAGGAGCCUCUUGACCUUCAACAUCGAUAAUGUCGUGGCCAUGGGCUCCGAGUUGCCGGUGAUCAUCACUGUACAGCCUCCCGCUGGAAGUUCACAUCCUACUUUGGAUGUGCGGACGGGUUCAACGGUUUCCACAAACAUGCCAGUAUUCACUGGAUUUGAGACGAAUCAAUUCGACGGCACAGUGUCCAUGACGGCGCCGAGCACUCUCACCGUCUCAGGGACGAACCUGGUGGUCCCCGUGACCGGCGCUGAUUCGAUCUUUCCGGAAAUUUUCAUCGCCAGCCUUCCUGUGUCUUGCAACACACCGGAAUGCCAAGAGCAAACACUUCAGUCCUUGGUGGCCUCAGGAGAGACCAACUUAUGCAGCGACACAGUGAUUACUCAGGAGAACCGCUUGUCUUGCAUUAUUCAACCAACAGGCGCGGGAAAUCUGGGUCUCUGCCUGCUGAUCCACAGCGGCAUCUUCUCCGAUUGGAGCUGUGGAACCGUGGCACCGCCUGGUACGGUGCAAGUGGAAGUUCCGGAAGUUGGAGGUAUCAGCGUGCCUGAGCAGAGCAUGACUGGUUCGGAGCCCUUCAUCGUCACUGUGGAUGGCGAGCUGCCGCCCGAGAGUGUCUCUCAGGGUUUCUUGCAGGUCUGGGCUUCACCCUUUGACACCCCGCCAGAGGAUCCCAGCAACCCCGGCGCCGGCUUCGUUCCGCUCUGUGCAGAUGCUGUUGUGAAUGCAAACAAUGACAUCGAAUGCUUCAGAAGCCAAGACAUUCCCGUGUCGCAGCUGGGAGGCUCGGGGAACCUCUUCGUUCAAACUGGUCGAGACCAGACGACCGGUCUUCUGCCGGGCGGCCUCACCAUAAAGAAUCCCGUGAUCAACAGGGUUACGCGCAGCCACGAAUUUGAAGUCGGAGCGCUGAAGGUGAUUGUCGAGGGUUCAGACUUUGGAACCAAAGACAAUGGGAACAUGGUCUGUAACCUCGAGAGCUUCGGACCGGACACGCAGAGCUUGGCCGAUCUUCGCCUAGCAAGUGGCUUGGGAGAUCCCGGUUACAUCACUUCAUGCGAGGUCGAAUCGCACGAGGAUACGCGGGUGGUCUGCAACUGCAUCCAAUCGGGCACCCAGCAGAGUGUCUUAGGAACGCCCGUAGACCAAG
Molecule: messenger RNA, 1699 nt
Organism: Cladocopium goreaui
Lineage: Eukaryota; Dinophyceae; Suessiales; Symbiodiniaceae
Source: the annotation of a GenBank genome assembly